AUGAGUUGCCAACCUUUUACUUCGGCUGAUACUUUUAUACCUCUGAAUUCUGAGGCUUCUGCAACUCUGCCUUUGAUCAUGCACCACAGCGCUGCUGAGUGCCUCCCAGUCUCUAACCAUCCCACCAACGUGAUGUCCACAGUCCCGUCUAUUUUGUCUUUGAUCCAAACUCCUAAAUGUUUGCGUGCAUAUUUCUUGGUGACAACAUUGGGAAACACAGCAACAGGACUUCAUUAUUCUGUUCCUUCCUGUCAUUAUGGAAACCAGCCAUCGACCUAUGGAGUGAUGGCAGGUAGCUUAACCCCUUGUCUUUAUAAGUUUCCUGACCAUACCUUGAGUCAUGGCUUCCCUCCCCUGCCCCAGCCUCUUCUGGCAGAGGACCCCGCUGUCACUGAUUUCAAGCAGGAACUCAGGCGGAAAAGUAAAUUGGUUGAAGAGCCAAUAGACAUGGAUUCUCCGGAAAUCCGAGAACUUGAGAAGUUUGCCAACGAAUUUAAAGUGAGAAGAAUUAAGUUAGGAUACACCCAAACCAACGUCGGGGAAGCCCUUGCAGCUGUGCAUGGCUCUGAAUUCAGUCAAACAACUAUCUGCCGAUUCGAAAACCUGCAGCUCAGCUUUAAAAAUGCAUGCAAGCUAAAAGCAAUAUUAUCGAAAUGGCUGGAGGAAGCUGAGCAAGUAGGAGCUUUAUACAAUGAAAAAGUGGGAGCAAAUGAAAGAAAAAGAAAGCGAAGAACAACUAUAAGUAUUGCUGCUAAAGAUGCUCUGGAGAGACAUUUUGGAGAACAGAAUAAACCUUCCUCUCAAGAGAUCAUGCGAAUGGCUGAAGAACUAAAUCUUGAGAAAGAAGUAGUAAGAGUUUGGUUUUGCAAUCGAAGGCAGAGAGAAAAACGGGUGAAAACAAGUCUGAAUCAGAGUUUAUUUACUAUUUCUAAGGAGCAUCUUGAAUGCAGAUAA
Molecule: messenger RNA, 954 nt
Organism: Neomonachus schauinslandi (Hawaiian monk seal)
Lineage: Eukaryota; Metazoa; Chordata; Mammalia; Carnivora; Phocidae
Gene: POU1F1
Product: POU class 1 homeobox 1
Exons: 6
Coding region: 1-954 (317 amino acids)
Biological process (GO): regulation of transcription by RNA polymerase II
Molecular function (GO): RNA polymerase II cis-regulatory region sequence-specific DNA binding; DNA-binding transcription factor activity, RNA polymerase II-specific
Source: RefSeq, a predicted model, not a curated record